GUCUUGUGUAGGCAGAUUCGCAUUUGACUGUAUUCAACAUGGAGAUUUUGAUUACAAGAAAUAAUUUCUAGAUAAGUUAUUAAAGAUGUUCAGUGUGUUUGGUAUUAAACGUGAUUUAUAAUAAAUAAAAUGUCUUCCAAGAGUGAAUUAAAAAAAUUGUCUGAGGAGAGUUUGACUCGUCAGCCUGAGGAAGUUUUCGAUAUAAUAUGCAAACUGGGGGAGGGAUCUUACGGGAGUGUUUACAAAGCACUCCACAAGGAAUCUGGUCAAGUAUUAGCAAUUAAACAAGUACCUGUGGAUACCGAUCUUCAAGAAAUCAUCAAAGAAAUCUCAAUAAUGCAACAAUGUGACAGCCCCUACGUGGUUAAAUACUACGGAAGUUACUUUAAAAAUACUGAUCUGUGGAUUGUCAUGGAAUACUGUGGGGCCGGCUCAGUCUCUGACAUCAUGAGGCUGCGUAAAAAGACCCUCACAGAGGAUGAAAUCGCCACUAUUUUAUCCGACACCCUCAAAGGCCUAGAAUAUUUACAUUUACGUCGGAAAAUCCACAGGGAUAUUAAAGCCGGUAAUAUUUUACUAAACUCUGAGGGACACGCGAAGUUGGCGGAUUUCGGCGUUGCCGGCCAAUUGACAGACACCAUGGCAAAAAGAAACACUGUGAUUGGAACGCCAUUUUGGAUGGCUCCUGAAGUUAUACAAGAAAUAGGAUAUGACUGUGUUGCUGAUAUUUGGAGUUUAGGAAUCACAGCCCUCGAAAUGGCGGAAGGUAAACCACCUUAUGGUGACAUUCAUCCAAUGAGAGCAAUAUUCAUGAUCCCUACAAAGCCACCCCCUUCGUUUAGGGAGCCUGAUAAGUGGUCACCGGAGUUCAUUGAUUUUGUUAGCGUUUGUCUUGUUAAAAAUCCCGAAGAAAGGGCUAGUGCUACUGAUCUACUCAAUCAUGUAUUUAUAGGUAAUGCUAAACUCCCUAGUAUUUUAAGCCAAAUGAUUCAAGAAGCACACGAAAUUAGAGAAAACCAAAGUUAUAGGAAUGUAUCUUCUGCCGCUAAUAUUGUAGGAGUUAGGCAGAACAUCACUGAAGAAUCAGAUGAUGAAGUAGCUUUAGGAAAUCAGACCAUUCUUCCUUGUACAGAUGAGGGUACAUUAGUGCCGGGCAAAGGUGGUACCUUGCUGCCUGUAUCACAAAGUGGUACCUUAGUAGAGCUUGGAACCAUGGUUAUCAACAGUGACGUUGAUGAACAAACCAUGAAACGGCACGAUACAGGGUCGAGUCAGGGUGGGAAAAAAUACCGACCGUUGUUUUUGGAACACUUCGACAAAAAGGAAGCGGAAGUAAAGGGUAAUGGUGUGGUGACUCCUACGACUCUGGAUGGUCCAGAAAUCGUGCCUGAUGAGCAGCGUUUCCAGAGUCAUUUUCAUGUACAGUUGAAUCAAGUGCCGUCGCCUCAACAGGCUCAACCUCAAGAACAAAAAGCACAAUUUCAUCGGCCUUUCUCAGACGGCGAUUUUGAAUUUUUGAAGUUUUUGAGUUUUGAGGAGUUGCAACAGAGAAUGGCCAAAUUAGAUUUAGAUAUGGAGAGAGAAAUAGACGAACUUCGUAGAAGGUAUCAGAUUAAAAGACAACCGAUUUUAGAUGCAAUGGAUACGAAGCGGAAACGACAACAGAAUUUCUGAACAAACAGGUUGAUUGUUGCAAUGAAAAUAUGGUGCUCAAAAAGUUAGGUUAUUAUAUACUUGCCAUUUAGUUUAUCUUUGUUAUUAAUUUAAACAAAACGCUUUUUGAGCCGAAUAUUGUUAGAACGUGGUGAGGAAACAAAGAAGUGUUCCUACUUAUUGUACUUAAUCAGUUACGUACAGUUCGUGUCAUUAUUUGGGACGUACUGUAUAUUUUUAAUAUGUUAUUCCCGAUUUUAUUUCACUAGAUUACUGUUUUGCCAUACAGGAUGCACCAAUUUUAAACUUUUAAGUUCAUUUUUCAUUUUAAUAAAAAUUGAUUGCCUUCAGUUUGAGCUUUUAUCAGUGUUAUUUUUGUACAGUCAUUUUUAACUUUGUGUAACUCUAGGUUAUAACCUGUACGAUAAGUACGCUUGCUGUGCCUUUAGUAGUUAUCUAGGAUUAAGUACGAGUGUAAUCAUAUUUUUUGAUCAAAUAAAAUUCAUAACUAAC
This is a messenger RNA of Tribolium madens (black flour beetle), 2166 nucleotides long. RefSeq names its product serine/threonine-protein kinase 3 (gene hpo). NCBI's taxonomy places the organism in Eukaryota, Metazoa, Arthropoda, Insecta, Coleoptera, Tenebrionidae. The transcript is spliced from 8 exons. Gene Ontology annotation, biological process: protein tetramerization; intracellular signal transduction; protein phosphorylation. The record is from RefSeq and is a predicted model, not a curated record. Gene Ontology annotation, cellular component: cytoplasm. Gene Ontology annotation, molecular function: protein serine/threonine kinase activity; ATP binding. Bases 130 to 1674 code for a protein of 514 amino acids.